AUGUCCUCCAACGUCGGCCUCACAACCCCGCGCGGCAGCGGCACAUCAGGCUACGUGCAGCGCAACUCCGCCCUCCUCAAACCCCGCAACACAGGCUACGGCGCCCCCUACCCACCCAUCAGCGGCGCGAACGGCAGCGGACCAAUGGACCGACCCUUCAAACAGCGUGUACCGGACAAGCAAAUCCUCGAGCACGACCGCAAGCGCGCGAUCGAGGUGAAGGUGAUGGAAGAGCGGGAGCGACUUGAAGAAGAGAAUGAGCGGAUUGAAGAAGAGACUGAUAAGAAGAAGGGGAAGAGUGGAGUUAAGAAAGAAGGUGGUGAGGAUGGCGAGACGGAUGAGGGGGAGAAGGUUCUUACUGAAGAGGAGAUUGAUGAGCGGUGUGAUACUCUUCGACAGCGGUUGUUGAAGGAGCUUGAGGAGGAUUUGAAGCGUGGGGAGUCGGGCUUCAAGAAGCCUUUUGCUGGGGCUGGGAAUGGGAGGGAUAGGCGCAAUCUUAAGUCUUAUCAAGUUCAUGAGCUUGCUGAGGCGAAGAUUGAGGAGACGGAGAGGUUGCGCAGGGCUUUUGGGUUGAGAGAGGAUCGGGAGACCGGGGAGAUUUCUAGUUCUCGUGAUUAUCGGGAGAAGAGGAGGGAUUAG
This is a messenger RNA of Penicillium concentricum, 639 nucleotides long. RefSeq names its product U2-type spliceosomal complex subunit CWC21 (gene cwc21). The transcript has a single exon. The record is from RefSeq and is a predicted model, not a curated record. Lineage: Eukaryota; Fungi; Ascomycota; Eurotiomycetes; Eurotiales; Aspergillaceae. Bases 1 to 639 code for a protein of 212 amino acids.